GACGACGUCGUCGCCGCGGCGGCGACGACGACCGGCGCCGGCCGCGCGACCGUCCUCGCGGCCAACUCGGUCGCGAGCCGUCGUCGUCCGUCCCCAUCCGUGUCCCGAUCGUCCUACCUCUCGCUCAACUCCGCCACCGCCACCGCCGUCUACGCGACCCGCGACCGGCCCGGACCGCUAGAGGGGAACAACGGUGAGGGCGAGCCGCGCGUCUUCUUCCCGUGGUGUGUCAUGGGGUGUUUCGGCAGCCAGAGCAAGAACAGCCAGGAUGAAAGCAAAAACCAGAAGAGACGGUCCGACGCCAUUACCAGGCAGCUGCAGAAGGACAAGCAGGUCUACCGGGCCACCCACAGGCUACUCCUGCUCGGAGCGGGAGAGUCCGGCAAAAGCACGAUCGUCAAACAGAUGAGGAUACUGCACGUCAAUGGUUUCAGCGAAGCGGAGAAGCGGCAGAAGAUCGAAGAUAUUAAGAAGAAUAUUAGGGACGCCAUUUUGACGAUAACCACUGCGAUGAGUACGUUAACGCCGCCCGUUACGCUGGGGGACUCGUCGAACCAGAGCAGAAUGGACUACGUCCUGGAAGUCUCGUCUUCCCCAGACUUCGAUUAUCCUUCGGAAUUCUACGAAAUCGUCGAAACUCUUUGGAAAGACCGGGGCGUUCAACAGAGCUUCGAGAGGAGUAACGAGUAUCAACUCAUCGACUGCGCCAAAUAUUUUCUAGAUAAGGUAGCCAUCGUAAAACAGCCGGAUUACACGCCCACGGAACAGGACAUCCUCAGGUGUCGAGUCCUCACGUCCGGCAUUUUCGAGACGAGAUUUCAGGUCGACAAAGUAAACUUUCACAUGUUCGACGUCGGUGGUCAGCGUGACGAGAGAAGAAAAUGGAUACAGUGCUUCAACGACGUUACGGCGAUUAUAUUCGUCACGGCGUGUAGUAGUUACAAUAUGGUACUCAGGGAAGACCCUACAAAGUUGAGACUCAGGGAGAGUCUCGAUCUCUUCAAAAGUAUCUGGAACAAUCGGUGGCUCCGCACGAUCUCGGUGAUCCUCUUUCUAAACAAGCAAGAUCUAUUAGCGGAAAAGGUCAAGGCGGGCAAGCACAAAUUGGAGGAUUACUUUCCGGAAUUCGCGCGCUACCAAACACCGGUGGAGCCCGGGAUGGCGGCGGAUCCCGCGGAAGUGCCGGACGUCAUAAGGGCCAAGUACUUUAUCAGAGACGAGUUUCUCCGCAUAAGUACGGCGAGCGGCGACGGCAAGCACUACUGUUACCCGCACUUCACGUGCGCCGUCGACACGGAAAACAUCAAGAGAGUGUUCAACGAUUGCCGGGACAUCAUCCAGCGGAUGCACCUGCGCCAAUACGAGCUCUUGUGACUUCGUUUCUGCCGACGUCUCCUGUCAUCGUUCGUUAACCUGACGGCCACGCUGCACCUACUGCGAAUCGCAUGAGCCGUGCCGUGCCGUGCCAUGUCGUGCCAUGUCAUGAAUUGUGGCCGCGAGGACUCGCUCGAGUUCCACACGCCUGGGCGUAUUCAGGUAACGCGUGGGUAGGACUCGCUCGUCGCCAGUCCAGGAAAGCCCGGGAGCGCGCCAGCGGACUCUACGCGCGGUCAACACACCACCACUGCGAGCUGCUCUCCGCUGUGCGAGCUGAAUCCGUCUGUUGCGUGCGAAGCGACUUCCUUCUCGCGCGGAAUAAAUUCGCCGCGAGCCAAGCCGCGAGAGAUGACCGCGCGCGUCGACACGUCGGCUAGCACGUGUCCUAGCACCGCGAGUCGCCUGAGUUGGAUGAAAACGUACGAGCGGCCCCUCUCCAUCACUCGACUCUCCUUUGAGUAGAUGAAAGAGUGUGCUGAACGCUCGUCGUCGUCGUAUCCGGACGACGGCGGGAUCGAAACGCUCUCUCGCGCCGCGCCGUUGAGUCGCGCGCGUGAACCAUUACCUCGUUAAUUUUAUUCCUCUCGCACGCGAUUCCGCUCGGUGGCGGAACGCGGGUGAAUCCUGUCGUAACUGUCAUAAGCGUGGGCCAACGUCGUCGUCGGAUGUGAUUCGAGGGACGAUCCUCUCCGUUCAACACACUCUUGACGUGAAUUAUCGUUCAGAUUAGAGUUAAGGAUGUUUCCUAAGACUUAGGCGAACCUCUCCGGUAAACAAAAAAAAAGAAGAAAAAAGAAACAACUCUUAUCGGGUUUUUUUUGUACUUUCCUCCUUAAUCGUUUCCGAAUCUCCGCUAUACUUUCGCCUCGCUCCCCUCCGUACAUCUCGCUUAGAAUCUCCGCGUCUCUUGUUUUCUUCGUUUUCUUUCGUUGAGCCUUCGACUUCCGAAUCUCGAUUCUUUUUAUUAUUACAUUGGCCCGACCUGUAGGAGUCUCAGCCGCGCCCUUUUUACGAGAAGAGUAUUUUGUGAGAUUUUACAGUAUUUCGAAGAGCGUUUUAAUUAUAUAACUAUGUAUCGAGUAUAUGUACAGGGUGACCGUCCACGGAUUCUCAUCGUUUUAACGUACGUUUCUUACGAUCGAGAUCUCUCACGGAUAUGGAUUUCCCCUUUUUUCACCGAUCUAUUUACAUAUAAAUAUAUAUAUAUAUAUACAAUCUAUAUAUACCGUAAAGAAAAAUCGAGUUACUUUUUUAAUUUCUCUGUACUUAGGCACGUGCGCGCGCGCGCUACCCGCAGUAGCAAUCGUCUCUGUAUAUCCUAGCCCUAGCCCACGUAAGAAAUGUGCCACGUUCAAGUUCUUCGUUACUAUACGCACGCAAGUAUAAUUUCGCGAUACGUUGCACGCGUUUCGAGACUUGUGUAAGGGUAAUCUCGUUUUUCCUUUCACCCUGAAAUUCGCAUCUCUCGCAUUCUCUUUCGGAUGUAACGUGUACAAAUUUUUACGUUCCUGAUCCGAUCGACUGGCUGGAUCGUUUUCGCGGUCCCGAGACGCGGGCCGAUGCGCGAAAAGAUGUUGUUGCUCGCGCAUCGCGCCACGACAAUUGCAUCCCACUUUCCUCGUCGUCGCUACUUGAACAUCCCGUGUGCGGUAAGCCAUCCGCCAACUUUUCCUCGAUUUUUACCAUGUUUUUAGUAUCGAAAAAUAACAGAAUGCUCGCGCGCUAAUGACGUAUAUACAUACAUAGAUCAAGCAACGCAAUUUGAAGACGGCUAAUUAGAGCAGCUACUCCAGUCACUUUCCUACUGAAAUACGGAAAUGAAAUAUUUUUUCGCUACAGUAUUUAAAAGUAAAUAUAUAAUCACAAAUUUAUAAUUGUAUAUAAUAAUUUUGUAAAAAGAAGAAACUAUAUAUACAUACAUACCUAUAUUUUUGGUGAGAGAUGUGUACCAAGUCUGAAAAUUUGGCAUGCGUUAAGAGAAGGAAGAUUGGCCGCGGUUAUUAUUAAUAAAGAGAAAUAACAUAACGCAUAAAUAAUUAGGAUUAACGACUAAUGUAAUCUUGCUAGCUCGCUGAGAGAUAAUGAUGAUGUAUCGGAAAGGAAAAAAAAAGGGAAGAUUUCGACGAAUAAGUCCUCGCGCAUUUACAUUGUCAAUUACCGACUUCAUUCUUGUUGCAAAAGAAUCGGGAAUCCUUGGUCUAUGUGCGUAUAUCAUUGUGUGCUCGCGUAUCGAGUUGUUUAGAGGAUUUAUGCAUGUGCGUAUACGAUAUAAUGUCACUCGUACGUUCUCCAUAUGUACAUACACAUCGUCGUAUAUCUCGUCGUCGCUUAUAACGAGUUUUCUGUGUAAUUGAAACAGAGAAGGGAAUCCCGUAAAAAAUUGCGCACAGCCCGCUCGCAUACACACACUUGACGCGCGUUGUUCGGUUAAUCUUUUAGCUACGUAUCGCGACACAAGGAUCUAGCGAGACUCGAGACGUUUACAGUAACAUUUUUCUUUCGAUCGAUUGCAAUUUCUCUCGCGAUUGAUUCCACAUUGCCCUAGCUAUUUCGUGGCGAUUAAUGUGGCAAAUCCUGAUAGUUCACGGACAGUUGAUAAUCGCAGUCCAUCUCGUCUCCAAUUGUCUAAUCUGAAAGAAUCUUUUUUUGCAUAUUGUGAACAAAGGGUUAACGCCGAUGACCGACUCGUCGUGAUUACCGCAAAUAACGAGAAUCAAAUCGAAGCAAGUAAAAUAACAAUUAAGGUAAAACCGAGCGAGAUUCCGAGGGUUUUGCGUAGCACACUGUAAUACACUCGAUCGUUACUUCUGUAUGUUUUUUUUUUAUUAAGUUACUGAUUGUUAAUCGUGUCUUUGCAAUUUUAUAGUCUAAUCUUUUUGUUAUGGCGGGAGCGCACAAUUGAAACGGCCACGUUUCGGUUUGUCUCACAAGAUCGUUUCUAAGGUUUAAGGAAUCUUGGCCUUCUUUUGUACAAGUGCCCAUGCAACUUUAUCUUCUUUUUUUAUCUCGCUAUUUUACUCAUUGUAAGUGACGUUACACUGUAGUUUGUCCGCUCGACUUGUUAAAUUAUUAUCUCGCGCGCGACUCUUACACUUUUUACCAUAACCCGACGAGAACAUAGGAAUCUCGGGGCAUUACAUAACAGGUAUCCUCUACAUGCCGACGUGUCCACAACUACGUAACUGUAACUUCAUACAAUAUCGGUGUACGUGUACAAGUACGUGUGGAAGCAUGGUACCAAAAAGUCGACCGUAAACAUCGCCAAGUAAAAUUCCUCUUUGCGCCCUGUCUUAUUUCAUUUACUUGGUAACUCGGGGUAAAGAAUCGUAGAGUUGUGUUUGAAAAUUUUUAGCCUGUCUUUUUACAGAGGACGGGGGGGGGAAUAGAAAUCAUUGAUUCCACAACGUUCGGCGAAGAAAUGGAAUAAACCGGUCGUCUCAGUGUGUAUCUAAUUUGCACCUAUCGUGCUAGCAUAUAAGUACAGACAAGCCAUAGUUUGUAACAUAUUAACUUAUUUAUAAGUUCGCGAAACGUUAUUUUUACUACGACUGAGGAAGAGAAAGAGAGAGCUAGAGAGAAACCGAGAAAAAGGAGAGAAUCUCUUCGCGAUUAUUGUCCAUCAAACUUUCGUGAAACGUUGAAUGUUCACAUCCGGCACAAAGUCGAAUGGAGGCGAAUAUAACGAGUAAUUAGUACUUUCGUGCCUAGAUUUCUUUCCCUUCUCCUCUUUUCCUCUCUUUUUCCAUAGUAGAAGAGAAGAAGUAACGGGUACGCCCUGUUUUCUGAUUUCGAGAGGUUUACGUAGCGACGUCGAACGGAAAUUAGAAGAGAAGAUAAAUCGAAGCCACGUAAUGACGGAUUUCUAUUGUCUGUGCUACUGGCCACGACAGUACGUACGUUUUGUGUUUGUUGUGUGCGUGCGUGGGUAUGCGUGACACGUAAGGACAAUGUCGCUAUUAUCCACAGACCAUGAAAAAGAAAGAAUUCACGAGUGUGUAAUGUAUUAUUCGUAUGUGCGAGUAUGCGUGUACGCAAAAGCGAAGUGGACGAUGCGAUGUGCCGAAUAAAUAGCUGAUUUACGUGGUUCGCGGCUAUAUAUGUUGUAGUGCGACAUAUACAUAUGUUAUAUACAUAGACGCCGAGAUCGCACAAGUUUCCUUUUCUUUUAUCGUACGUAAAAAAACACAAAAAUGGGCGUUCAUAUAUACUGAGUGCGAGAUAUAUCGUAAUUUGCGCAGACUUAAUAUUAUUUGUAAAUAUUAUCGAGGGAAAGCGAUGACGUUUCGAUGGACCCGUUCAAAAUUCGAAUUUGAGUCUCGCGAUCUGGAUCGCGGAUGAACGACCGGUAGUGUUAGGGAGAGCCGCAAAUCGAAUCGGUGAAAACGCCGUCACCUGUUGAGUCGAACGCGAGAUACGUCAACGAUCGUGAGUGUGAUUUAAGCCGAUAAUGAACGGAAAAGAAAGCAACGCGAUGUUACGCGAUACAACGCCAAUCGUCUAUAAAAAAAAAACAAGGAAAGAUAAUAGAUGCAGCACGUUGUCCGCGAAGCGCAUUAUUGUUUCGUCUUUAGCAAUAUUCUUUGUGGACCACGUCGCCGAUUAUGUAGCCUUAAAUAGCGAAAGUAAAAGUAGAGACGCGUGGAAUUGGCAUUGGCACAACAUAAACAAGGAUAUAAGGAUAUUCGACGCAACUAUUAACAAAAAGGUGUAAUUACGAGCUAUCGCGCUAACUCGGCUGUCGCCAAUUUUGGUUUAGUCUAUUCCCUUGUAAGGUAGAAAACGAAAAAGCUAGUAGAGAGACAAGAGUUUAAAAGGGGAACCAUCUAAAAGUGUGUCUGAAGUAUUAGAAUUGAGACAAUGUUUUUUUCUUCUCUUUAAAAACAAAAUCACAUUGACGUCAAUGACCGCUAAUCCGGAUUGGCAAUGCGACUCUCACAGUCAGCCUACAUAAUACAGUUGACGGCUGAAAACAGUUAAAAGUAGGUGAUUAUCCAAUGAUCCUAUUAGCUUCGGAAUUUGAGAACGUUAUGCAUUUCUAAUAAGAGCGUCUAUCGUACGCGGCAGUUAGAUGCUGCGUGCGAUACGGUUUUGAUUAGAUUACCAACGAAUCAUGAUGAUUACGCUGUUAUUCGAUAAAUAAUCUCGCAUUGUCGAAUCUUAUUAAAAACGAAUCGUAUCGCUGUAAUAUUAAUUAUUAUUGCCGUCGCGACGGUCAUUAUUAAGAGCUGACCUACUGAAAGUAGCAGCUUGAGCGGGUUCUUCGUAACUAGUGUCGAGAAUCGGAUUAAAAAUCAUGCACAAAAUCUCGAAAGUUGAUGUGAGCGCGAUGAAAUCACGAUCGAUGUCCAUACGGCACGAGCGCGACUUUGCUUUUAUAAGAGAUUUAUCAUGGAAUUUUAUAUCCUAAUUUUAUAUACUUAUAUAUAAAAUGGCAUGUCUUAAUCUUGAGGAAGAGAGAACAAGAGAGUUUCUUUGCGAGUUUUCCAGAAAAAAAAAACCGAAAAUCUAAUUUUACGGCACAAACAAGUGCGUCUUUCACUCUGUCGAGAGCGUUAGAAGCGAAUGCAUAAGAACACACGUGAGAUACAAUUGUAUAGAGCACGCGCUUGCAUUUCCACGUUACCAUUUGUCACGAAUAAACCGUAUCCGACGAUUAGUUUUAAACAGCGAGCUGCGAAAUAAUGUCAUCUGAUAUACUUUCUUCUUGGAUGAUUUCAUCGACGGAAUCAGAAACAGAGAUUGUAUAUUCGGCAGUGUUAUCGUUUAGUCCGAUAUGUGAUGUAUAUACAUAUAUAAAUAUAUAUUCGUUAUAUUUAUUAAAAUUUUAAAAAUAUUGAAAGCGACGCAUAUAUAUAUAUGUAUACGUAUACAUAUAUGUAUGUAUUAUAUAUAGAACUUGGCAGCUAACCGAAAUAUAUGGAACGAGCGAACGUUUCCACGAAAGAUGCGAAUUUAUUUCGGUUCGAAUCGAUAUCUCGAUGAAAUCGUCCAAAUGUGGCAUAAUCUUUCGGAGUUGGGCCAGUGCACUAUCUUAUCGCUCUUCCAUUCACGGAGAGGAAAGGAAAUGUUCCAUUAUCUUGUAUCUAUAUCAUGGUUCCACCAUGGUUCCAUAGUGGAUCGUGCCUUUCUAUAGUUUUUUCCUCACGCAAGUUGUUUCGUUAAAUCUCUGUCAUUUGUCGGAAAAUUCGAUUCUUUUCCUAGGUAAAUUAGAAAUGCGAAGCGAUCUUACGUUUCUCAUACUCUCGUUACCGUAGAAUUAAUUUUUAAUUUAAAGUAGUAGAUAAAAUGAAGGUAAAUAAAUCUGAUCUCUACACACACACACACACACACACACACACACACACACAUGCACAUAGAUAUAGGAGAUAUCAAAAAAUAUGCAUGCGGUAUGUUAUUUUCUCUUCUUGAACUUUCCUUUCUGUUGUAUGUCAAGUUAUGUUUAUGCGAUCUCGUGUAUAUGCAUAAUUGUUUAAUGUGAGAUCGCUCCGCCGUUUUAGGAAAAAAAUUGAGAAGCAAGAGAAAGAAGCUACUUGUGCCUCGAGCGCGUUAUCUAUUCUAGAAAUUAAGUAAUUAAUCGAAAUGGUGUCAUUUCUAUAAGGAUAUAUGUGUGGUGAACGAUCGUCAGUGCUAUUUGGAAUUUGACUUUUUCUAGUCUUCGAUAGCGGUUCGCUGGGCUCCACAUUUUUAUAAAGCGUAAAAUAUCGCCGUCAAAUAUACAUCAUCGCGCGUAUAAUGGUAUGUAUUAUAAGAGAGAUAUUAUAUACAGAGAGAAUGAGAGAGAGAGAGAGAGAGAGAGAGAGAGAGAGAGAGAGAGAAAGAGAGAGAUGGGGUUUAUUGAUCUUACCCAAAAAAAAAGAAAAUAUAUCCAGUAGGAUAGCUUAUAAGAAGCGAUUAAAAUAAAGUAUCAUGAUCGGAGGAGACUGACGAAUACAACGUCGUUCCGUAAAGAUAAUCACUUUAAUCCAAAUCGCUAUAAGAAAAUCGACGGAUCACGUAAUUAUUAUUACGUGUGAUUGUGAGAAGAAAACGUGAAAGAAAAGAAACCAAAAAAAAAGGAAGCAAGGAAAAUUACCGUCAAUAUAACUACGUCCCCUCGUGCCCCGUUUUCUCUCGUAUCAUUAAAUUAUUCGUUAUUGCGUGUCUCUUAGAAAGAUGUCUAGCUGAAGACUUAAAGAUGGAUUAUAUUAUUAUUAUUAUUACUAUUACUAUCAGUGCAAGAGAGAAAGGCGAAAGUGUGAAAUGUCACCUCUUCGAUGGUGACAUUUAAUAAGUGGUACACUAAUUUAGGUGCGAUUGAGUUGACACAAGUCGAGUAAGAGCAAACGCGAUGUGAGUGAUUGGCGAACUCGUGAAAUUCGUUAGGAAAUCAAAUUCAUAUUGUUCGUGCCACGAUUUCCAUCAACUUUGUUUGUACUCUCGCCACUGUGGCUUGUAAUUCCGUCGAGAGGAGUUACAUAGAUAUGUAAAGAGAGAGAGAGAGAGAGAGAGAGAGAGAGAGAGAGAGAGAGAGAGAGAGAGAGAGGAGGAGGAAAAAGGAAGAACGAGAUGAGGUGAAUCAAUAGUACCUUGCGUACAGUGCAAUUAAUACAGAUGAAAAAAAAUAUAAUGCUGCCGUGUAAAAGUACGCAUACAAACGAUCAAAUACACAUGGUUAAAGGCACUUAGCGUGCGUGUAUGUAUAUCAUUGUAUAUCUGAUGGUGCCAUUCGAAUGCAAAUCGUGGAACGAACACAAGUAGAAUAUAAAAUAAACACACACACAUACAUAUAAAUAUAUAUGCAAUUCAUUGAAUCAAUCGCGCAGUUUGAAUGGUGUGCAUUGCGUGUAUUUCAGACGAUGUAUAUGGGACUACGUGCAUGACUGCGUUAAAUGUGUUACUAGAUUACGAGAAAAAUAUUUCAUUCUCAUUCUGUGAUGACUGUCUGCUGAAUAUACGAGAGGCGAAAAGAGAACAAGAAACGUUUACGUCAAGUCUUAAAGCUAAUGAAUUAAUAAAUUGAUUUAGCGAAUAAAGAUUUAAUUAACAUUCGUUGUAGUAACUGCGCAAGAGGAAGGAAGGGCAAGAGAGAGAGUGCGUGUGUUAGAGAGAGAGAGAAAGAGAGAGAGAAAAAAGGGAGAAAUGAAUCUUUAUAAACGUAAAGAGACGCGCGUGUCUCUCGUUCGUUACGUGUGUGAAGAAGAGGCGGACACGAUAAAUUCAUCGCGCGCAAGGACUCUUUAACAUGUUAAAAACGAAGAAAACCGAAAACACGCUGUAUCCGAGUUGCGGUGAGAAGAGAACAGUAUGAUUUGUAUACUGUAUAACUUUAGUCGUUUACCAUUGCUUUCGAGAAUAUAUAAGAGUUAUGUGUAUAAAUUAUUAUGUGUAAUUAAACAGAAGUCAUUUAGUAAAUUCUAAGCGUACGUAAUAUGUAUAUUAUAAAUACAGAGAAGAAAAACGUAUGCACAAACAAUAUAAGCACGCAUAUACAUGUAUAUACAUAUAUGUAUAUGUAUAUGCAAAAAAAUUACAAGAGUAAAAAGGGAGAGCCAUUGUAUCAUACGUUUGUGUAACUAAAAUGAUGUGUAAAAUGAAA
Molecule: messenger RNA, 9952 nt
Organism: Vollenhovia emeryi
Lineage: Eukaryota; Metazoa; Arthropoda; Insecta; Hymenoptera; Formicidae
Gene: Galphas
Product: guanine nucleotide-binding protein G(s) subunit alpha
Exons: 10
Coding region: 232-1374 (380 amino acids)
Biological process (GO): sensory perception of chemical stimulus; adenylate cyclase-activating dopamine receptor signaling pathway
Cellular component (GO): heterotrimeric G-protein complex
Molecular function (GO): GTP binding; G-protein beta/gamma-subunit complex binding; GTPase activity
Source: RefSeq, a predicted model, not a curated record